GGUCUUUACUCAAAUGGUUGCUGGAAGGGAGAGAUAUUCUGUCUGAAACAUCCAUGAUGAGUAACAAUGAGGCACAUAACCAUUAUCUGAAUGGUAUAAGCCCAUCUGAAAUUUCUGUACACUUCAAAGAGAUUUAUCCUGAGUUCGGUGAUCUCAAUGUUCAAGAAGUCCUUCUACAACAGGAAAGUGCAUAUCUAUCCAUUCAAGCCAGUGGAAAGGCAAAGGUUACAACAUCUGAUUAUGGCCAAACUAACAAUGGGAGUCAGUUUUUAGCACAAGAGAGUGAAUCACAAUUAGCUCUUGAUGAAGCCUUUGCUAGAUCUUUGGAAUUGGGGGACAACUUUGCCAACUUAUAUAACUCUGAGCACGGUGGCAAUAUAGCUGAGAGCACAAAUUCAAGUCCCAGAGAGACACCUGCCAGGAUAGUGAUUCAAAACACAAGGGAAGACGAAAUUGAUCCAGAUACAAUGAAUUAUGAGGAAUUACUUUCGCUAGGGGAUGCUGUUGGCCAGGAGAGAAAAGGACUUUCAGAUGAUCUCAUCUCUCGUUUACCGACUUUUAAAUACAAAGCAGGGUUCUUCUCAAAGAAAAAGAAAAAAGAAGAGUGUGUGAUAUGUUGUGCCGAGUACAAGAAUAGAGCUAAGCUGAUAACUUUGCCUUGUGCACACCAGUAUCAUUCAGCAUGCAUUACACGUUGGUUGAAACUCAAUAAGAAUUGUCCCGUUUGUCAAGAGGAGGUUCGAGGAGAAUAAUUUGUGAAAGUUUCCUUGGCAAAGUGCUGCCUAUGUAUCUCUUGCUUGCAUCUACUGGUUUUGGCAGCAUCAUUGGAGUAUUGGAUUAACCUGUUUUCAAGUUUACAAAUUCUACUCUAAAAUAAUUUGACUUGCUUAAGUACUUGUUUGUGUAUAUAGUGCAAGCAAUAUACAUGUGCUUGUAACUCCCUUGUAAAGAUUUUUUUCAGUGGAUGUAAAAUACUUUAUUGGCAGUAACUUUGUGCUUGCUUGAGUCAAUGGAUGAUGGUUAUAAUUAUCUUCGCUUA
Messenger RNA from Olea europaea var. sylvestris, 1039 nucleotides. RefSeq names its product E3 ubiquitin ligase BIG BROTHER-like. The record is from RefSeq and is a predicted model, not a curated record. Bases 54 to 752 code for a protein of 232 amino acids. Gene Ontology annotation, biological process: negative regulation of organ growth; protein ubiquitination. The transcript is spliced from 8 exons. Lineage: Eukaryota; Viridiplantae; Streptophyta; Magnoliopsida; Lamiales; Oleaceae. Gene Ontology annotation, molecular function: ubiquitin conjugating enzyme binding; ubiquitin-protein transferase activity.